UUUAUUUUAAAUCAAUCUCAGCACUUAACGGGGCACUCUCCAUUUCACCACGAAAUUUGUGGAAUAUACUUACACGACAUCGUUUUAGAGACGGUCUCCCUUAAACCCCUUAAUCUGUCUUAAACCCUAACAUUCCAAAUCCAAUCCAAUCCAAAAAAAAAUUCGCCCUUUGUUUUUCCCAAUUCAUUUUACAAAAUCCCUUUUACAAAAUCCCCUUUACAAAAAUGUUAAAUUCCAAACUCAGAAAAUCAUGUAGAAGCUCCACAAUUUCUCUCCAAAACCCUAAAAUUUCUUAUUUUUUCUCUUCAUUUUCUCACAAAUCCACAGAAACCCCAUCUGGGUCUUGCCAAUUCUCUCAUUCAGCACCAGAAAACCCCAUUUCACCAUCUGGGUCUUGCUCCAAUUCACUUCCAAGUAUCAAAAACCCUAAUGGGUUCCACCAAAAUCCACUCUUUUCAUCACUCUCAGAAUCCAAAAACCCUAUUUCAGCUUCUGGGUCUCCCGGUUCUAGGCCUAACUUUUCUGGGUUUUGCCCCAAUUCACUUCCAAACACCAAAAAUCCUAAUGGGUUUCACCAAAUUCCACUCUUUUCAACACUUUCAGCUUCUGGGUCUUGCUUCAGUUCACUCCCAAGCAGCAAAAAGCGUUGUCAGUUUCACCAAAGUCCAGUCAUUUGGACACAGUCUCACUAUUUUAGUACUGAAGCUGUUGUGGAGCCCUCAACCACGGACGGGCUCACCGUCGAGGGGAUUAUGGCUAGUAAUUGGACAAUUCUUGAUGAGAGUGAGAGUGAUUGGAGGAGUCAUGCUGCUGCAGUUGCUCAAUCCAUUCAUCUAAUCAAGAAGCGCUUGAAGUGGAAGAAAUUGGUGGUUAGGUUGGAUAUGUUAUCGAUGCAGCUGAAUAAGCCAGAUAUUUGGGAUGAUCCUGUGCAUGCCGGUAAGAUAAGCCGUGAACAUGGUUCACUUAUGGGUAAAAUGAAAGAAGUGAGGGCAUUUGAGCGAGAAUUGUUAGAGCAUAUUGACAUGAUUAAGCUUGCUCAUGAAGAGAAUGAUGUGGAGUUGGAAUCGGAAUCAUUGAAAGCUUUGCAUAGGAUGAGAAAAAAUUCAAAAGAGAAAGAGCUUCAAGCUAUGUUAGCUGGAGAGCAGGAUCCCUGCUCUUGUUACAUAGAGGUUCAAGCUGGAGCUGGGGGUACUGAGAGCAUGGAUUGGGCAGCAAUGGUUAUGCAGAUGUAUAAACUGUGGGCUCAGCAACGUAGAUAUAAAGUAACUGUGGUGGAUGAAAUGCCUGGUGAGAUUGCCGGAAUCAAGCGGGCAACAAUCAAAGUGGAUGGUGAAUAUGCUUUUGGAUAUGCCAAAGCAGAGGUAGGAGUGCACAGGUUGGUACGUAUCUCCCCUUUUGACAGUAACAAGCGCCGCCAUACUUCAUUUGCUGCUGUUGCUGUAAUUCCAAUCAUGGGUGAUGGAUCUACCCGUGUACAAAUCAAUGAAUCUGAUCUCCGUAUUGAGCGAUUUCGUGCUGGGGGUGCUGGCGGCCAGCAUGUUAAUACGACUGAGAGUGCUGUGAGGAUAGUUCACAUCCCUACAGGAGUUACUGCCACUUGUCAAAAUGAAAGAUCACAACAUCAAAAUAAGGCUUCAGCUAUGGCUGUGCUUCAGUCUCGAUUGGACCAACUUGAGAUGGCUCGCCAGGCUCAGAUGAAUGCGCUACAUACACAAUCUCUCACUGACAUAACUUGGGGCAGCCAGAUCCGUAGUUAUGUGCUCCAUCCUUACCGCAUGGUGAAAGAUCUCCGAACUAGCUAUGAGGUCUCAGAUCCUGAUUCUGUCCUUGAAGGAGAUCUGGAUGGCUUCAUCAUGAGCUAUUUGUCAGCCUCCUUGGAUAAAGAUGUAGAUGACCAAUAAAUUCAGUUACAAGAUUGUCAUGGCAUGAUGCAUAUAGCAGAGCUGAAUCCAUGCAUGCGUGAACAUCUGACUAAUGAUACAGGCCAAUGAGCUGCAACAGCAUGGAAUUUUGAUAGUCAUCAAGAGAUAAGAUAGUUGAGUUUAGACAUGGGUUUGCAAUAUUGGGUAAAGGAUGGAAAGAAAAAUCCUUCACAUAAUUAUUUAUUUUUGUGAUAGUGAUGGAAUUCAUUGAUGCCGAGUA
Molecule: messenger RNA, 2142 nt
Organism: Quercus lobata
Lineage: Eukaryota; Viridiplantae; Streptophyta; Magnoliopsida; Fagales; Fagaceae
Product: peptide chain release factor PrfB2, chloroplastic-like
Exons: 7
Coding region: 225-1901 (558 amino acids)
Biological process (GO): translational termination
Cellular component (GO): cytoplasm
Molecular function (GO): translation release factor activity, codon specific
Source: RefSeq, a predicted model, not a curated record